AUGAUCGCUUCCAACGUUCUCGCUAUCGCUCUCGCCGUCGCCGGCGCUUCCGCUGCUCCCCUCACCAAGCGUGGCAGCGGCGGCCAGGCCACCUACUACGCUGCCGGUCUCGGUGCUUGUGGUUGGACCAACUCUGGCUCCGACUUCAUCGUUGCCAUGAACGCUCCCGAGUGGGCCGGUGGAUCCCACUGUGGUCAGACCGUCACCAUCACCAACAACCAGAACGGCAACACCCAGACCGCCCAGGUUGCUGACCUUUGCCCUGGUUGCUCGUGGGGCUCGCUCGACAUGUCGACCGGCCUCUUCUCUGCCCUGAACAACGGCAACAUGGACGCUGGUGUCUUCCCCAUCAGCUGGACCUUCGGCUCUGGCUCGUCUGCCCAGCAGAGCAACCAGCAGCAGCAGAAGCAGCAGCAGGAGCAGCCCACCUCGACCUACACCCCCGCUGCCACCUACACCAAGACCUUCGAGCCCUCGUACACCCCCACCCCCUCGUCGGUUUCGUGGUCCGCCGCUGCCGCCCCCACCGUCACCACCUCGUACGCUCCCCAGCCCUCGUCCGCCUCCACCAACGCCAAGACCGUCGUCUCGACCCCCGACUGGUGGGCCAACGUCAACAACGCCUGUGGAUUCGUCCAGGACGCCGCUUCGCUCCCCAUCGCCAUCUCGGCCUCUGCCCUCCUCCCCGCUGACAAGCUCAUGAGCGCUUGCGGCAAGUGGGUCCAGGUCAAGAACAACCAGAACGGCAAGGAGCUCUCGGUCCAGGUUGUCAACUUCUACGAGGGUGAUGGCCAGAUCGCUCUCGGUGAGGCUUACAAGCGCCUGGCGAACAACUACGCCGCUCCCGAGGCCAUCGAGUCGAUCACCUGGGGCUUCAUCGACGGCCAGGGCAUGUAA
Kalmanozyma brasiliensis GHG001 is the source of this 897-nucleotide messenger RNA. RefSeq names its product Barwin. The record is from RefSeq and is a predicted model, not a curated record. The transcript has a single exon. Bases 1 to 897 code for a protein of 298 amino acids. NCBI's taxonomy places the organism in Eukaryota, Fungi, Basidiomycota, Ustilaginomycetes, Ustilaginales.